AUGGUGGAGACGCUGUCUAAGUACAAGCUCGUGGCGGUGGAUGUGCUAGAGGGCUGGGGGAUGGGGAGUCUGGCGAUGGAUCCGGAGUAUGCGGCUGAGGUUAAAGUGAAUUAUUUGGAGAGUAAUGUUAGGAGGCAGAUGACUGCGGAUACGAAGAAGAGGGCGGAGGAGGAGGCUAAGAAAGUCAAGGAUGAGGCCAAGGCGUUGAAGGCGGAGGUGAAGAAGAAGGCUGGGGGUGGUGGGAAGAGGAAGAGGAAGAGGGUUGUGGAUGAUGAGGACAGUGACGAUGGUGGAGAGUACAGUGAGGAGGAGGAGAUUGUGGUGGCUAAGCCGAAGAAGAAGGUGAAGGGCCGUAGUAAGUGA
This is a messenger RNA of Recurvomyces mirabilis, 363 nucleotides long. RefSeq lists its product as uncharacterized. The transcript has a single exon. NCBI's taxonomy places the organism in Eukaryota, Fungi, Ascomycota, Dothideomycetes, Mycosphaerellales, Teratosphaeriaceae. The record is from RefSeq and is a predicted model, not a curated record. Bases 1 to 363 code for a protein of 120 amino acids.